Messenger RNA from Theobroma cacao (cacao), 4564 nucleotides. Its product is annotated as mediator of RNA polymerase II transcription subunit 33A-like. Lineage: Eukaryota; Viridiplantae; Streptophyta; Magnoliopsida; Malvales; Malvaceae. The record is from RefSeq and is a predicted model, not a curated record. Gene Ontology annotation, biological process: regulation of phenylpropanoid metabolic process. Gene Ontology annotation, cellular component: mediator complex.
CCUUAAAAAAAAGAAAAAAAAACUCCCUUGUUCUUAGAGCUUGAGCUCUCGUCUUUUACCAGUGAGCUCCCAAGUUACCCCUUGGAUCUUCAGGCUUUGUAGCAGCACUCUGAGGCUUAGAAACACACACCAAAGCCAAGUCACAAUAGGCUCAAGCUGAAGCAAUUUGAAGUUAGGAUUCUAUGGGUUGGCCACUAAGAAAUCCUGGAACUUUCUGAAAACAGGGUUUCUGAGAUUUUAUUCUGUUUAGGUGGUACGGGAGGCUCAAAUAAGUGUUGGUGAGCAAGGUUUGGAAAAUUGCUAGCUGUUGAAGAACUUUUAGUCAAGAUUCUUCUGUUCUUUUCAAGGUUAUUACGCUACUAGACAAAGGAAUCUCGUCUUGUUCAGAAAAUCGGAGGUUUUUGGGUUCAAUCGUGAACUGGGGUUCGCCAUUUUGGAGGUUUUAAGGUUUGGAAUUGAUUGCAGCUGUCUUAAGAAGGACACCAAUUCAUCGAAAAUGGCGAACAGCAUAGCCUGGAGCUGAGCCUGAGAGUUGAAAGUUGAAAGUUUGGAGAUGGAAAUAGAAAAAGAAAUAGAGCAGAGGAUCGCACGGUGGAAAGAGCAGGAGGACACCACGCCGCUGGUUUGGGUGGCGGAGAUGGCGAAAUGCAUAGUCUCCCAUGGAUUGGGACUGCCCAGUGUUGAGUUAGGGCAGGUGCUCGUCUCCCAUCUCUGCUUCCGUACCAAUCAACCAUCACUCUGGAAGUUUCUACAGCAUGCGUUCUCUUCCCGCCUCCUUUCUCCCCUCCAUGUCCUCUCCUUACUCACCUGCAGAGUCAUUCCUUUCCGACACUCUCAACCAGAGGCAUAUAGGCUUUAUGUUGAGCUUCUCCGCCAGUAUGCAUUAUCAUUUGACCCAUCUGUUCCUGAUACUUGUAAACAACAGAUUGUAGAUUCUGUUGAUGUUACCCUCCAACUUUCUCAGAAUUAUGGAGUCCAUGUUGUGGAGCUUGGCCAUGCUUUUGUCUUCUUCUUUUCAACUAUUGUCACUGCCUUGAUUGACUGCAUAUUGGAUGAUUGGGGAUUACGAAUGACUUCUUUAGAUGCCCAAAAUGGAGCAGUUGGGACUGGAAGCAUGGAUCAUCAUCCAAUUGACACAGACACUGGAGGAGUUUAUCAUAUUGAAAGAGACAAACAACUUGAACAGAUGAGAUGGAAGAAUUCUUUUUUGGCUAUAGAGGUCUUAGGACAACUAACAGAGAGUCUAAGAGCUAUGGUUCUACUUAGGCUUGUGUAUCUCAACAUGCCAGAAAAAUUCAAUGACCUCCUGCAAAGGUUGCACUUUCUUGAAGCAAAUAAGUCGGCAUGCCCGAGUCUAACAUCUGCGAACCAAAUUUUGGCUAGACUAUUGGCCAACGUCAAGAGAAUUCCAAGUUUUGAGUACCAGUUAAAGAAACAUCGGCUCAUUGGAAUGCUGGUGGGUAAAGGAUCAUGCAAGCCAGUUUCUUGCUGCAAUUUUGGUUCUGGACAGUCUGCUUGUUGGGUGCCUUUUGAUAUUUACAUGGAGAAUGCUAUGGAUGGGAAGCAACUCUCUGUCAAAUCAGCUAUUGUUAUUCUCAGAGAAACAAUUUAUACACUCCGAGUAUUUAAUAGAGCAAGCUGGAAAGAGACCUUCCUAGCACUUUGGCUUUCGGCCCUUCGACUUGUGCAACGAGAGCGUGAUCCCCUAGAAGGCCCUAUUCCACAUCUUGAGGCUCGUCUUUGCAUCCUUCUGUCUAUUGUGCCCUUGGCAAUUGCUAAUGUCUUUGAGGAUGAGGCGAAAUUGCAAUCCUCUUCUUCUCAGGAAUCUAGGUAUGAGGAUGGAAUGGGUGAAAAGGGCUGUGAUGCAACAAAAUCGGGAUUGAUUUCUGCUCUCCAGCUGCUUGGAAACUUUUCCGGGCUUCUAAGCCCUCCAGCAUCCAUCACGGCUGCAGCUAAUGCUGCUGCUGCAAAAGUUUCCAGCUUCAUUUUAAAGAACCGCAGGGAUGGUAGAAAUAGUGGUAGUCCUAUUGAAACUUGCUUAAAUGCAGGUGGCAACAUGAGGCACCUCAUUGUGGAAGCUUGCAUUGCGAGAAAUUUGAUUGACUCAUCAGCAUAUUUUUGGCUUGGUUAUGUCUCUUCUUCAAUGGUCUCGUCUGAAUUAUCACCAAUUAAGAAAUCUCCUUGGACUACUUUUAUGGAAGGAGCUCCACUUAGUGGUCAUCUAGUAAAUUCUCUUUUAACAACUCCUGCUUCAAGUUUAGCGGAGAUAGAGAAACUAUAUCACAUUGCAUUGCAUGGGUCAGUCGAGGAGAAGUCGGCAGCUGCAAAGAUUCUAUGUGGUGCAUCCCUUAGCCAGGGAUGGAAUGUUCAGGAACAUGUGGUACACUUUGUUGUCAAACUUCUUUCUCCUCCUGUGCCUCCUGGUUAUGUUGGACCAAGGAAUCACUUGAUUGACCAUAUGCCAAUGCUGUGUGCUGUUCUGUUUGGAGCUUCCUCUAUUGACACUGUCCAUAUUCUCUCUUUACAUGGAGUGAUACCUGAAGUUGCAGCUUCUCUCAUGCCACUUUGUGAGACAUUUGGAUCGCUCGUACCUACACCAUGUAGCAAAUCAAGUACAGGUGAUGAGCCUUCAAUUUACAUGGUUUUCUCAGCGGCAUUUCUCUUUCUCCUUCGUUUGUGGAAAUUCUACAAACCUCCUCUUGAGCUAUGCACGACUGGAGGAGUAAUGGGUGGUGAGCUUACUUUGGAGUAUCUCUUGUUAUUGCGAAAUAGCCGCAUUGCCUCACAAAAUUUUGCUACUCAUGAUGAAAUGGAUAGCAACUCGGAGCAGUUAGAAUUUGCAUCAAACAAGCCCAUAUACAUUGAUUAUUUUCCAAAGUUACGAGCUUGGUAUUGUCAAAACAGAUCAUGUAUUGCUUCAACGCUUUCUGGGCUUUGUAGUGGAAACCCUGUUCAUGAAGUUGCUAAUAAGAUUUUAAGUAUGAUUUAUCGAAAAAUGGCCGAAAGUGGGGCCUCACAAGGUGAUUCUGCAACGCCAUCAAGUAGCAGCAUUUGUGGUUCCCUUGCAAGUUCCAGGGAAGAUGUUUAUCAGAUACCUAUGCUUUCUGCAUGGGAUGUGUUGGAAGCCACUCCUUUUGUUCUCGAGGCAAUUUUAACUGCCUGUGCCUAUGAAAGGCUUUCAUCUCGAGACGUCACAACAGGCCUGAGGGACCUUGUUGAUUUCUUGCCCGCAUCUGUUGCUGUUAUUAUUAGCUAUUUCUGUGCUGAAGUUACUCGUGGUAUAUGGAAACCAGUUCCAAUGAAUGGAACAGAUUGGCCUAGUCCAGCAGCUUAUCUUCCAUUGGUUGAGUCUCAAAUGAAAGAAAUACUUGCUACUGCUGGUGUUCAUGUUCCAAGCUAUUCCUUGGGAACUUCUGUAAUGCUUCCACUGCCAAUUGCAGCUCUUGUUAGUUUAACUAUUACUUUCAAACUUAACAAGAGCUUGGAGUACAUCCACGCCGUUGUUGGUCCAGCACUAGAGAACUGUGCAUCAAGUUGCCCCUGGCCUAGCAUUACUAUAAUUGGUUCUCUUUGGGCUCAAAAAAUUCACCGUUGGCACAACUUCAUUGUUGUAUCAUGUUCUCGCUCAAUUUUCAGGCAAAACAAAGAAGCAAUUGAACAGCUCUUGAGAAGUUGUUUUACUUCAUUUUUGGGAUCUAACAAUUCAACAUUGUCAACCAAUCAAAGUGGUGUGAAUGGUUUACUAGGUAGCAUUAUUGCAACAGCUGGUGUUUGUCCUUCCAUAGCUCCGGGGUUUCUAUAUCUUCGGUCUUGUAGGACAAUACAAGAUGUGCAGUAUGUGAAUGAUGUGAUUGUAAAAUUGGUGGCUGAGUAUGCUAGGGAAUCAGCUGCAAGAUGGACAUGCAAAGACACCCGCAACUUGCGGUCUAGCAAUUCAUCAUUGUCGUUUGCUGUUGACAGUGCAAGGGAGGUGGCAAUGCUUGGUGCUAGCCUUUUAUGUGUGUCAGGUGGGUUUCAACUGGUCCAAGAACUGUAUCAAGAAACUAUAUUGACCUGGUUGCUUUCAUCUAGAGGAGAAAAACUUGGUAACGUGAGUUCUGUUACCUGUAUAGUGGAAGGUUAUGCAAUGGCAUAUUUGUUGAUGAUGUCAGGGUCACUUGCAUGGUGUGUUGGAGCGAAAGCACCAUCAUGGGCAAUCUCUAAACGAGCAUGUGUGGUUGGGGUCCACAUGGACUUCUUGGCAAGGGUUUUGGAGGGACACAUAUUGCUUGGUUGCGACCCGGCCACUUGGAGGGCUUAUGUCUCUUGUUUGGUUGGUUUAAUAGUGAACUGUGCUCCUGCAUGGAUUCAACAAGUGAAGCUAGAGACAUUGCGAAAACUAGCCAAGGGAUUGAUAGGAUGGCAUGAAUAUGAGCUGGCUUUAUCUCUCCUUGAAAGAGGUGGGAUUUCUGCCAUUGAAUCUGUAGCUGAACUAGUAAAUGUAAUUUAUUGAAGAUGGAAUCUAAGAUCUUUCAUAUGCAAAAUUAAAGAGUACGAAUGUGACGUUUGGAGUUCAUUGUGCGUA